Molecule: messenger RNA, 1179 nt
Organism: Daldinia loculata
Lineage: Eukaryota; Fungi; Ascomycota; Sordariomycetes; Xylariales; Hypoxylaceae
Exons: 3
Coding region: 1-1179 (392 amino acids)
Source: RefSeq, a predicted model, not a curated record
AUGACAUGGCUUUGUCUCGCCAUGGCUAUAGCCCGGCUUCCAGGUGUCGAGGCAGAUUUGGAAAGAUUAGCAGGGCCAAUAGCAUCGACUGUUAAGAUUCGCGGGAAUCUCACGCUAACUAUGAGAAGACCGCCGCAACUAAGCGAAGACACGAAAGCAUCUCUCCAAGGUCUAAUAGCUUUACUUUCUACGUUACCUAUCUGGGGGUACACAACGGCCUGCAAUUCUGGUGUCUCUGCUAUACUUGACAAAUUAUGUCCCAGUCUCUUUUCUCUGUCCGGAGACUUAAAUACUAUCAGAAUUGAUCAGUGUAUUGGCGGCGAGAAUCCCCUACAGUUCGCUUUCUGCUUGGUUUUAAGUAAACUCGAAACGUGGUGCCAAUCCAAAGCGCACCGUUUAACUAUCGAGCUUCCAGCAACGAACAGUUACCUCACCAUUAUCAAGAAAAUCUACGACGGCAAUACGCUAGAUCAAGGAUACGACAAAUUCCAGAACUCGUGGAUAGGUAGGCAGACACAUGCGCUUCUUCUAAUAGAACUCGUUGCGCGAAACAUUUACUAUACAUCAAAAGAGCUCCCAAAUCCAAGGAACAUUGAAUUCUUUGGUUCCUGGUAUUUCGAAAGCAGCCAAGAAGAAGACGCCGAACAUGGUACAUGGAUGGGAGCUACGUCUCUACGAGCACGAUUCCCACUUCCUACGCCUAGUCUUAUCUCUGUUGGAGGAAAAAAAGGUCGCUACUUCUACCCCUUCGCCGGUGAUGGAUGGUGGUCAUGGUAUACCACACGAGUGCGCGACCUGGCAAGGGAAGUCGAAGGAGACUGGUGUGGAACCUUCGUAUACACCCUACUGCCGGGAGCUCGAGUCGGUCCUCCCAUUAUAAUAUCCUUUUACAAGACCAACAUCGACGGCGAUACAUACUCACUGGAGGCAUCUGGGAUAGAUGAUAUCGGACCAUUUUCUUUGCACGGCGAAGUGAAUGCUUCUCCCGUGGCGUGCACCGUUCGUUUACGGAUGCAAUACUCAUCAAUUACGAUCGAAUGGCAAGGAUUAGUUACGCCGCUGGGUAUUUGUGGUGGUUGUUAUAUACCCGAACCUCAGACGUCGGCAUCGCGCGCCAUCGGAUAUUUCUGGCUCUGGAAAAAAGAAUGGUUAAGCAAAACUGGUAAUACCUACAUGUGA